Messenger RNA from Pseudogymnoascus verrucosus, 5596 nucleotides. RefSeq lists its product as uncharacterized. NCBI's taxonomy places the organism in Eukaryota, Fungi, Ascomycota, Leotiomycetes, Thelebolales, Thelebolaceae. Gene Ontology annotation, molecular function: protein binding. The transcript is spliced from 2 exons. The coding region runs from base 548 to 5269 and encodes 1573 amino acids. The record is from RefSeq and is a predicted model, not a curated record.
CACACAACGACGCCCCCCCCCGCUCUUGCUUAUUGUACAAUACUGUAUUGAGUACGCUGCAUACUAUGCACGAGUUAUUGGUUGGCCGUCUCAGCACCAUCUUUCAAUCACGAUGCAAUGCAACGCAGGAUACAACCCUCGCAACCGUCCCGUCCUGAUCCUUCGGACCGGUCUGGCUUUAAAGCGAUAAGAACAAAUCAAUUGCUGGAGGGGCUGAAAGGACAAGGAAGUUGGGGAAGGCGGGGACGGGAGGAGUCGCAGGUCGUCGUACAGCUAUCUUCUGGCCUCUUCAGCCGGUCGCAAUCCAUUUCGACCAGAGAUGGAAAGUGGUCAUGAGAGGCCGUGACAACUACUAUGCGUAUGACACUGGACCUCCCGGUUUGAUCUGCAAGCCUUACCCGACAAGGCCUCAGGUUGUCUGUUUCCAACUUAUAUAUUACUACCCGUAUAGGACUUGCUCUAGUAGUUCUCUGUUGUUGGAUCUUCCGACAUCGCAGGUAUCGCACCGACACCAUGGUCAGGGUAGAUCUAGGCCCUUCUUCAGGCUAUGGAUCUUAAGUCCCAUCCAACCUCAUCCUCAUCCUCUACUAGUCGUUCUUUACUGUCUUCCACCCGAAGUUGGCUCCCUGGAGGAGGCGAAAACCAGAAAGCGGAGGACACGAUAGGUCCUUUGGGACUGAACACCCUAUAUGUACCGUCAUCUAUCCCCGCGAACGCCGAUCUGAUUUUCGUACACGGACUUGGUGGAGGGUCACGGAAGACAUGGACGAAACCAAAUGACCCGUCAACUUACUGGCCCAAAGAGUGGCUGCCAAAUGACCAAGAUAUGCAAGAUGUCCGAAUACAUAGUUUUGGAUAUGACUCCAAUUGGGGCAAGAAGAGCAACCUGGGGAUCCAUGACUUUGCAAGUGCGUUGCUCAGUUCCAUUCUCCACUGCCCAUCCAUCCCCCAAGAUACAAAGGCUCCUAUUGUGUUCGUUGGCCAUAGUAUGGGGGGCCUGGUCAUAAAACGUGCAUAUCUCCUAGCUAGAGCAAAGAACGAGUUUGCAUCACUAGUAUCUCGCAUUCAGGGUAUACUAUUCCUAGCGACACCCCAUAGAGGAGCCGAUUGUGCCCAGCUCCUCUCAAAAGUUCUCAAUUUGAUGGGCGGAAAAAGAGGUUAUGUCAACGACCUGAAUCGCGAUUCUACGGCCCUCCAUUCCAUCAAUGAUGAGUUUCCCGACUGCUGCCAAGAUCUCCUCCUGUAUUCGUUUUACGAGACUAUUGCGACGAGCUUCGCUGUCACAAAGAGCGUUAUUGUGGGGAGAGAUCUGGCAACAAUGGGAUACGCAAACGAACGCAGAGCAUACAUUCAUGCUAAUCAUCGCGGAAUUUGCAAGUACGAUUCCCAGAAAGAUCCCGGCUAUCUCACAGUCAGAAAUGCACUCGCUUCAGUUCUUUCUAUCUUGCGGGACCGUUUUGGAUCAUCAAAAGAAGAAUUUGACACCGAUAGGCGCCAGCUCGACGAUUUAUUGGGCGUAUCCGACGCUCCUGAGGAUGAUUUUAUCAGCGCAGACAGUCAUCGCAUGGAAGGUUCAGUCGAGUGGUUGAUCAUGAAAGAAAACUUUCAAGAAUGGAUCCACAAUGCUAUCUCGCCGAUUUAUUCCAUUACUGCCAAACCGGCUACAGGUAAAACAAUAUUAAGUGGAAAGGUUAUUGCAUAUCUGAGGAAACUCAAAAAGCAAUGCAGCUUCUACUUCUUCCGGUAUGACACAAAAGAGAAGGCCAAUGUCACGUCAUUUCUACUGUCUAUGGCGUGGCAGAUGGCUAACUCUGACAAGAGGAUAUUGACCACCUGUCUCAAUAUCCUCGAGAAAGAUAAAAAUUUAAAGAGUGACUACCGCACUAUAUGGCGCAAGUUGUUUCUAGAGGGCAUUUUCAAGAUCCUCUGCGAAGAAGUUCACUACUGGGUGAUUGAUGCCUUGGAUGAAUCCAACAACGAAGCAGAAAUUAUCUCCCUGCUCAUUAAAACGGCCGAGGUAUCUUUCAUACAUAUCCUGAUAACGUCACGGAAUCGAUUUGAGCCUCGUCAAAGUUUAGGGGAGUCUAAAGUCAGUGUGAUCUCGGAACCAAUUCUAGAGGAGGACAGCAAGUCUGACAUAACGAUGUAUCUCCGUGCGAAUAUGGAUGCUCUCCCUUCCGUCGAUAGAGACGGCCAGCAAUCAAUUGUCCGCCAGAUCCUGGAGAAGUCGAGGGGAUGCUUUUUAUGGGUAAGCAUAGUUGUUCAGGAACUCAGAAAUAUACACACCUCUACGGACAAGCAAAGAAUUCUAGACGAGGUUCCUACAGACAUGAAUGAGUUGUAUGCUCGGAUUUUGGAUAUCAUGUCAAAAGCCACCUACGGGAAAGAGCUUGCGAAAGCUAUUAUUACAUGGACGGUGUGCUCUAUCCGUCCUUUAAAAGUUCCGGAGCUUCAUGAAGCUCUUCAACUAGACCUCAAAGUGACAAUCGACGACCUCGAAAAUUCGAUACGGUCCUGCUGUGGGCAACUAGUCUACAUUGAUACAAACGGCCAUGUACAAAUAACUCAUUUGACUGCUCGGCAAUUCCUUCUCGACGCCGGCACAGAUUCAGAGUUCUCGGUCAAUGAGAAAGAAGGUCAUCGACGCCUAUUGUUGACAGGUUUACAGUUCCUCAAUAGAGACCCAAUAAAAGGCUUAAGGAACCGGAGAUCCAAUAUCAGUACGAUAGCUAGAGAAGAUUCCGCCUUCAUCAAUUACGCUUCAAAUUCUUUGUGCGAACACAUAUCACACGCAAGUUCGACAGAUCGAGACGUACUACUCGCGGUGGCAGCGUUUUUUAAGUCCCGUAGCGUGCUACAUUGGAUUGAAUACAUUGCGAAGCAUUCUGAUCAACAGCGCUUGGUAGAAGCUGGGAAGGCUCUAGGCACAUUUCUCCAAGAAAUUCCCGUACAGGCAUCAUCAACAUCUGCGGAGGUGGCAUUGCUAAGCUCGUGGGCGACUGAUUUAGUGCGCUUAGUUAUGCAGUUUGGAAAAAAUCUGGAACAGUACCCUGGAUCCAUUUACCAUCUCAUCCCGCCAUUUUGCCCGUCCGAGACUGCUCUGCGGAAGCAGUUCGGAUCAUCAGCUCGAAGCAUCACCGUUCGCGGACUACGAGCCGAGACUUGGGAUGAUUGCUUAGCAACGGUCAUCGAUAUGCUUGAAAAAUACUCAAGCAUAGCAUGUUCAAAGUCACAAUUCUCAGUCGGAUGUUUUAGUGGUAAAAUAUUUAUCUUCAAACAAACUACUUGUCAAAAGAUUGCGACUCUUCAACAUGGUGAGCCUGUGAGGAUCUUGAUCUUCGGCGAGGUGAAGAACAUUCUCGUUUCAGCAGGCUCAAAAUCUAUUUGUGUUUGGGAUCUUAGCUCGAACACUAAACUGCACAUGUUUGAAGCACCUCAGCAAUGUAUGGCGCUUUCUCUUGACGAUGAAGAUCGACUUCUUCUUGGAGCUUUAAAGGACCACCGCUUGAAUUUCUGGGACUUAGAUGCAGGGGGGCCAUCAGUGCCGGUUGAAUGGACCCGAGGCCUAGAAGCUAUGACAAUUCAAGUUUAUCGGCGUCCAACUACUGCCGCGUUUGGGAUAGACUGUGGGUUAUUGGCAGUCAUAUACAAAGGCCAAGAUAUAUUGUUAUGGAACCUCGAUACUGAUUCGUUCGAAGCUCUCUAUAGUAGGGAGUCCGGCAAAAUUGCUGAAAGCUUGGGAAGACCAUAUGGCUCAUCGGGAGUACGGUGUCUGGUUUUCGGCAACGCAUCUAAUGCAAACCUACUAGCAUGUGCAUAUACAGAUGGUGAACUGGUACUCUUUGAUACCUCCAUUGGAGAGGUCAAAGAGCGGAUUGUGGCAUUUGCUCACGUACUCGCUUGUUCGCCUGAUGGCCGUAUGCUAGCUACAGCUGAUCCAGCGGGAACUAUUCAGCUUUUCAGCUUAGAAACACUGCAGUUGAUUUAUCGAAUUGGUUCAGUUGAGCCUGGACUCCAGGAUCUCACUUUCAGCCUUGAUGGCCUACGUCUGCUUGACAUCAGAGGAUCGCGGUGCCGGGUUUGGGACCUGGCUGAUCUGGUAACAGCAGCUACGGACGAAUCUGGAUGCGCCGCAGAUGACGCCAAUACCACAGGAGGGGUCACUCCAGACCCUUCUGAAAAUUCCAUCUUAAUCACAUCAAUAGCAUGUGAUGAUAUUGGAGAAUCAUUCUUUGUCGGUAAAGAAGACGGCUCUGUUCACGCGUACGCUAUUGGCUCAGGCCUACAUACUGGAGAACUUUUUCACCAUGCCCAUGGGGUUUCAAUUUAUUUUCUUCGCUUUGAAGCCGAAAGUCAGACGCUCAUUAGCGUUGAUUCAUCCAGCAGGACCAUGAUUCAUAAAUUGAUACGCCGAGGUCAUUCUCUGUCGGCAACCCAGGUCCUAUUUGACUAUCGAACGCAUGUAGCAGUGAGACAAGUCGUUUGCCAGCCAGGAUUACAACGGAUUCUUAUAAGUUCGGCUCAGUCUGAUAUGCUCUGGUCCAUAUCACCAGAUGACAAUAACAUUUUGGCCACCGCCGAUUAUGAAGACCGUGAGCCGUGUCGAUGGACGAACCAUCCACAUAAUCGCGAUCAACUUAUUGUCAUAACGCACCUCAAAGCACAUAUCUACGAUUGGAGAACAUUACAGAGACUCACAGUUGAAGCGGGAAUUGAACUCCAAGGAAAGAUUCUACCGGAGCUCUCAAUACAAUCAGUGAGUCCUUGCUUUGAUGGGACGGCUCUAGCAACUAUGUUUAGCAAACCCAACCAGCCCCAUUCAAAAUCGAAACUCAUAGUCUGGAAUAUAUUGGACUUCACUCCUGAGUCGACUUCUGCGACCCCAGACCCAAGUUAUCGCACAUUAUCUAACAACGUUGAAGUACUCAUCGGCAACACCUGCGCCAUAUCUGGUCAAUCGCAGCGCUUGAUUUUCCUAGGUGUUGGCCAAUGGGUCUGCGCUGUUGACAUGGAGGCGGCUAAGACAAAUAGUUUCGUGCGGCACUUUUUCUUCCCUGCGGACUGGCUGACUACGAGGAAGGAUUUGGAUUUAACUAUGAAGGUAACAAAGAACGGAGACCUAUUGCUCAUAAAAGAUGAUGAGGUUGCGGUUGUGAGGAGGGGACUACUUACGCCCGAAUUCGUGGAGGGUGGUGGAAAUACGGGGAGUUCGACGCCAUCGACAGGAAUAUCAGCACUUACGCGUAGGGUUCGCAGGGUUGGACUCUAAUGAGGUUUGCAGUACCAUAUCGUGCAAAAAACCUUAUUAGAGUCCACUCCCGGUUCAUGCAAGCUUUGGUUCGUCGGUUCAGGGUCAACUUCACUAUCGAGAUAUAGGAGAGAAAAUUUGGAGGUAUAAGUUUAGUUAGAGGUGCUGAAGUUGGAUAUUUUGAAUCGUCGCGGCGAUUGUCUAGGACUGGUGGGAUGUUGGUGCUAGUGUUAGGUCGAGUUAGAGUCUCUAUGAAGGAUAUAACUUAUGGAUAUGAUGUGAAGUAAUUAGCAAGGCUUGGAGUUUUAAACUUCGGGUUUGAGAGGAAUUGAGGGGAUUUGAGGUGAC